Molecule: messenger RNA, 1353 nt
Organism: Haemonchus placei
Lineage: Eukaryota; Metazoa; Nematoda; Chromadorea; Rhabditida; Trichostrongylidae
Source: the annotation of a GenBank genome assembly
AUGGUAGACCAGUCCGUAGAGGAGAUGGAUGUCAACUCCUCCGAUCCCCAACCUGCACCAAAAAUGAAGAUCUCUUUUGGUGUUAAGAGAGUUGCACCAGUGAAACUUCAGGAUAGCACACCUGCAAUAGUUGACGUGAGUGUUGACAGCGAUGAGGAGAGAGAGCAUGAUGAAGAAGAGAGGAGGAAUAAGAAACGCAAACUUACUCACUUCGAAGAUGGAGACGCUCCAGAUGAUGAGGACAGUAAGAAAAAAGCAGUUGCUGUGAUUCCUCUAGUUCAAGAGCGAGACUGGCGUGUAGCCAAGCUUUUGGCGCUGCAGAAGGAAGGCAAACUCACUGAUGAAGAUCGAGCAAAAUUAGCAAUUCUCACUGAAGACCAGCCAUUUGAGGGAUCAAAUGGUACUGCUACAACCGACGCUAUAGUUGUAGAAGAAGAGGCUAAAGUUGUUGAAGACGCCGAUUAUGGAGCGGUGCCCAUUGAAGAGUACGGACUUGCUAUUCUCAGGGGUUGUGGAUGGAAGGAAGGUCAAGGUAUUGGCCGAAGACCUCAGGUAGUACCUCUGCGAAUACUUCCGCGACGCCCCAAUGGACUUGGUCUGGGUGCAGUACCUCAAAAACAGGACAAGAAAGGUGCAAAGAAUGAUAAAGAUGAGCAAUUAGACGAAGUUAUAAAGAAGGAUUCCUUGAUACGAAUAACAACUGGUCGAUUUAAGGGGCAUUAUGGCAAGGUGGAGUCCAGAGACGACGACAAUAAUUGUCUGUUCGUGCGGUUAGCUGUAGGUGGACAACAAGUGAAGGUGAGCUUGUUCGCCAUACAACAAGUUUCUAAAAAAGAGUAUGAUCGGGAUAGCAAGUGUAUAAAUAAAGAUGAUUAUGAUAAGGAACGAGAAAAAAUCGAAAAACGAAACAGUGAAGCCGUACGUGAUGGUCGGAAAAGGGAUGACCGAAAAGAUCGUGAAGAACGUUCAAGGGAUAAGUAUCGGGAAAAGGAUGCGGGCCACGAUAGGAAAGCUGAGAAAGAAGAAUUAUGGGUUCGUACCGAUUUACUGGUCCGGUUUAUUGACGAGAAUUAUAAAAAAGGCAAAUACUUCAAAGAAAAGAUGCGGGUAGUAGAUGUGGCUUCGCGAAAGGAUAUUUCGUUAGAAGACUCGCAUGGAAAAAUGCAUUACGGAAUUCGUCAGUCAUCGUUAGAGACGGUUUUACCCCGGUUAGAAAAAUCGCGUGUUAUGAUUGUACGAGGUAAACAUAAGGGACAUACGGCGACGAUGGAAGAGAAAGACAAAAAGCGCUGUCUGGUUGUCGCACGGUUAUUGAGGUCCAACGAGGUGACUUUUUGGAUUCAUCCCAGCUGA